CAAUAAAGUCCCACCCAGAGGAAGAACUUAAAUGGGCCAGUUACAGCUUAAGGAAUUUAGAGACUGAGUGUGCUAUUCAGUGUAAUUGAUUUGUUACUGAAAAUGCUGCCAUGGUCAAAGUGUAAUUUUUGGUAAAAGGGAAAUUUUAGUUUUAAACCAGGUCUUCAAAGGGUGAAGUAUAUCGACGAAGGAAAAGAGAAUUCUGAAGCAAACCACAGGUGUUCAGUUAAACUGACAGCCUGGAUAAUUUAUUUUAUUCACAUCUCUUUGCACAGAGUUAAAUUAACAGCUAUGGAACAUGCCCAAAUUAGACCUUUGGUUUAUCCCUAAAGUGGUGUAUGAAAAUGAUGCAGAUGAUGGAGAAAAGUUGGUCAUUAUGAUUUCUUAGAAUGUUCAUAAUAUGUUUUGUCUUCUAUGGAAAAACAGGACAUCACAGUGUUUUAUAUCUUGCUUAAUCAGAGCCCAGUAUCUUUUAUUAGGGGUCACAAACUUGUUGAAUAUCGAAAGCCAGGAAUCUGACUCUAAAUGGAAUUGCGUAUGGGGCAUACUCUGCCCACAGAGAAGAAUUUAGUGUGAGGUAGGAGUGUAAGAUGAUUAAGCAGAGUCCGUAGGCUGAGGCGACACAGAAGCAUCUUGUUGUGAGCCUUUCUUUGUGUCAGUCGAUCUUGCCAGGACCCUCUGAGCAGCCCCUUUCGUGCAGGUCCGCAGGGAGCUGGGUGUGGGCCAGUCGUGUGCCCUGGGACCCACUCCACUGGGCUCUUUAUUAUGAUUUUCCUAGGGUACUGCCUACCGAACUCUGUUUACACAAGCUGUGCUUUUGUUUGCCAUGUUUGUGUUAUCAAGGUCAGCUCGAGUUUAAAAACCAAGUGGACUUUGUGAUAGAUGGAGAUCUUGGCCCAUCAUCAGGCCACCCUGUCCACGUGGCAGGACUAAUGUCCUCAAGUCUGGGUGCCUGGCAGUGGGCUUGGUCGGGAGGCAGACACUGCUUUGGGAUCCAGAUCUGCUUGAGGGGUUAAUGACAAGCUCCCUGGAGCGGGACUGGGGGGGAGCUGGGGGUGAGCAGGAGCCCCAGGCUGUAGAUGGUGCUGCUGUCCCUGGUAGCUUGUGGGCUGGAGCCCACAGGUAUUCCUGACACCACCCCAGCCUUCCCUUGUGAGAUUGCUUUGUAAGCUGAAGCGAUAGUCCCCCAUGCUGGGUGAAGCUGAGAUGUGUGUUAAAGGAUUAUGUCCUCUCCAUAGGCCCACCUGGGGAGAUGGCAUGGUAGAGUGGGAAUAAGAAAACUAGUGAUGGCUUAGAAUCACAUUUUGACCAAUUUUACUGAGGUACAACUGAAGUCCACUAUGCUGUACGUGUUUAAAUCGUGUGAUUUGAUCAGUCUUGGUGUGUGUAUAUAGCCCUGGAACCAUCACCACCUUCAGGAUAGAAACAUCCCCAUCAUCUACUCGUGGGAAACCAGUGUUUCUAUGGUGACCUCUUCUAGCAGCUGAGUGGCCUCACACAAUCCAGAUCCUGGGCCCCAGCUGUCCCAGAAUCCACAUCCAUGAAAAAGUAGGAGUCAGGGGAAGGGGUCCUUCCCAGAGCUGACAUUCUAGAAGCUCGUGAGUGCUGAUGUGUAGUAGAACUGUCUUUUUGAAGCAUUGAGACCAGUGGUUCCUAAAGGGAUUAGGUGAGUGAUAGGUCCUGUGUAGUUCAGAAGAGCAUAUUCAAUAAAUUGUUUUCAUAGUAGAAAAUAAAAUCUUACAGUCUUUGUGGGGUGGGGAGAUACACAGAUGAUGGUGUGAAAAGUGAGGGACCUGGAUUAAAAUGGCUCAAGAGAUCACUUAAGUGUUAGUCACUUAGUCGUGCCGACUCUGACCCCAUGGACUGCAGCUCACCAGGCUCCUGUUCCAUGAGAUUUUCUAGGCAAGGAUACUGGAGUGGGUUGCCAUUUCCCUCUCCAGAAAAUAUCACUUGGGAGAGAGUUAUUCUUACAGUUUGGCUUUCAGGACCUUGGCCUCAAACUAAAAGUUCUUUCCUUACGUCGGUUUAAAUUUUUCAUCUGGAAGUUCUGUGUCAUUUUCUCUUGAAAAUGAUCAGAGUGAUAUUACACGGAAACGAUAUUAAAACAACAGAGGAAAUUAUGAAAAUAUUGAGCUGGCGAUCAAUUUUUGUCUUCAGUCAGACGUUCCAGAGUUCCUCUCCGACUGGUAAAGCAUGCAGGAGGAGGCAGGAGGCCUGUCAGGAAUGGCGGAAAAAGGCAGCAGUGAUGCUGACACUGGCAAGCAAGCUGAAGCGGGAUGACGGUCUCAAAGGAUCCCGGGCGUCAGCCACAGCCUCUGACUCCAGUCGGCGGGUGUCUGUGAGGGACAGGCUGCUUGUUAAAGAGGUUGCAGAACUUGAAGCUAAUUUACCUUGUACGUGUAAAGUGCAUUUUCCUGAUCCAAACAAGCUUCAUUGCUUUCAGCUAACUGUCACCCCAGAUGAGGGUUACUACCAGGGUGGAAAAUUUCAGUUUGAAACUGAAGUUCCUGACGCAUACAACAUGGUGCCUCCCAAAGUGAAAUGCCUGACCAGGAUCUGGCACCCCAACAUCACGGAGACUGGUGAGAUAUGUCUCAGCUUACUGAGAGAACAUUCGAUCGACGGCACCGGCUGGGCCCCCACAAGGACGCUGAAGGAUGUUGUUUGGGGAUUAAACUCUUUGUUUACUGAUCUGUUGAAUUUUGAUGAUCCACUGAAUAUUGAAGCUGCGGAACAUCAUUUGCGAGACAAGGAGGACUUCCGGAAUAAAGUGGAGGACUACAUUAAGCGCUACGCCAGAUGAUACGGGGAGAGGACUGCAGGGCCGCGGACUGUGCGUGAGAAGAUGGGCUCCACCCGCAACCAGAGGGAGCCUCUCCCCGGUCCUCGGCUCCCCUCAGUCCCGCCGGCUCAUCCGAGUCCUGUGACCGUGUUGUCCUGAGGAAGAACCUCUUCACGACCGCCCAUUGUAGCCGGAGAGUUCCACAUAAAUACAGCCAGAAAAUGUGUCUGGGGUCCUAAAGAGUUGUCUGCUUACCUUAACAUGUUUACUUUUUUGAAACUGUACUGUAUAGGCUGUUGAUGAGAAUGAACUCAGCGUCGAGGCUAGAGCUGCUUCUCCCCUCCCCCGUCAGUCCCGCGCAGGUGAUGCUCAUGACGUGCUCAGUGUAGCCCGCAGAUUGGCCGUCAGAAACCCGCUGCAAACUGUGAUUGGUGCGAAGUCUCUUAGCUCCUCCCACGAAUGUCGGCCCUGCCUAGGUGUCGUGAAGCUUCCCAGAAUGCAGAGUCAUUCACUGUAGAUCUCUUACUGAAAUGCGUAUUUUAUUUAAUGUAAGUAUAUUUUGGAACAGAUUUGUAAUUUGUACAAUUUAAUGCUUUAAUUAUUUUUUUCUAUUCUCAUUUAGUUUGUAUUUUCAUUGUAUAGAGCAGACAGAUGUUGGGUCAAGCAACUAUUGAGAAAUACAAAGAAAAUAUGAAAGGCACAGUA
Molecule: messenger RNA, 3487 nt
Organism: Odocoileus virginianus texanus
Lineage: Eukaryota; Metazoa; Chordata; Mammalia; Artiodactyla; Cervidae
Gene: UBE2F
Product: ubiquitin conjugating enzyme E2 F (putative)
Source: RefSeq, a predicted model, not a curated record